Molecule: messenger RNA, 1900 nt
Organism: Moneuplotes crassus
Lineage: Eukaryota; Ciliophora; Spirotrichea; Euplotida; Euplotidae
Source: the annotation of a GenBank genome assembly
UUUUUUGAAUUUUUUGAAUUUUUGGAUUUUUGAAGGAAAUCGAGGGUUUUGGGAAAUUUGGAUUUUUUUGUGGUCUAACUUGGCUUAUAGAAUGAUUUUUAAAGGAACUGAAGGGUAAGUUAUGAGGUAGAGCAUGCCAAGCGGUUAUGAAAGUUAGGGUUAGGCUUUGACUAGCAAGAGAUAGUGCCAAUAAGCCCAUAAAGAAAGGCUAGCUGCUCAUGGUGCUUUAUUUAUGAGGAAUCUUUGAAAUACGCUAAAAUUUUUAUUUAGUCGAGGAUAAUUUAAAUUAUUUCCAGCCUCUCUUUGUAUGAAUUUUUGUGCUAUCUUUAAUCAAGAGUUAGCUUUCUCUACAUCAAACUAAUGAGGUUUUCUUCUAUGAUGAAGCUCUUUUCAAAUGCUCAAAAUUCUCUUAAGUCUCUAAAGAUAUUAAAGUUAUUUUGAUAUUAUAGCCACUCUUUAUUGAUAAAAUCUCAGUUUCUCCUUCAUUAUUAAUUUUUCUUAGCCAAUCCUUCACAAUUCAUGAUGUAUCUGAAAACCCUAGAGGGUUAUUUCAAUAAUUGUUUAUUUCAAGUUUCUCUGAUUUUUGCUUUAAGAAAAAUGUUCUCCAUUGUUCUGCUUAAAAUCUUCGAAGUUUACUAAAAAUGAUCGGUCACUCUAUUUCGAGGUCAAUAACUUAUACUUUUCUUGUGACCAUCACUCUUAACUCUGAUGUCUUAAUAGCUGCUGUAAAGGUUUAUUGGCAUAAGCCAACUUCAGUAUAAACCUCAGAGUCUAUACAUAAGUUCUGCAGCCUUAUGAGUUGCUAAUUCUACUGAUUUCUAACAUAUUGCAUAGAAACAGAACGCUUGCUCUGUUCGAUCACAGCUCAAAUCGUGAACUAAAUCGAAGCAAUAAGAGUUCAGAUUCUGGGGAGAAAUGCUCUCUGGUGGGCAAGCCAAACCUUUUCAAGUGCUUACUGCUAAAGACCUAUGAGCACAAAGAUCCCAGCAACAUUUGUGGAACUGAAGAGCUUGAGGAGGACCAAAUAAUUGAGAAGCCAUUCAAAAUUAAGGUGAUGAAGAAGUUUCAACUGUUCAUGGACCUUGAGGUUGAGUAUAAUAAAGAGCACUUGCUCAAACCACUACAAAAACUGUUUGUAGAGAAUGAAGAGCUAACUGAAAAAGAAAACAUGCUAGACAAACCUACCAAGUAUUGACUAUUGUAUGCCUCUCAUCACAAUAAGUCUACAAAAGGUAGAAAAAGACUGCCUGCCAAUACAGCAAAAAGUAUGUACGAGCUAAUCUGGAAGUCAGUGAUCCCGCUCUGGAAGCAUAGCCUUAGAUCAAAAGCCAAUCGUAAAGAGCCUACUACUCCCAAAGCACGAUCUGAUACUAUCUGGAAGAAGAUUCUCAGAGAUGUCAGAGAGUUCUACAGACUUUUGUUCAGAUGAAGAUUUCACUAUCUAGAGUACCAUAACGAAGAAGGUGCUCUCAAAUGUGUCAAGGUACUAUUCAAAGAACUUAACAUUCCACUUCAAUUUGACGAAGACCAGCUUCAUGAAGUUUUUGAGUUCCUUCACCAAUCCCAUAAAAUCCGAUUCUUUGGAAGUGAUGCUACAACAGGCUUGCAAACUGUCCUAAACGUUAUUGAAAAAUACAACGAACAUUCCAGAAGUCUCUUCAUGAGAGACGACUUUGGAGCCAGAUUGGUGUACUUUGUAUUCAAGAACUUCUUAAGAGAAUACUGCCUCUUAGUAAAACCUAGGUACCAGAAAGAAAUCACAGAGAAAGUGUGCAUGCUACUAAACUGCUACAGAAAAAUGCGGAGGUAUGUUGACUUGGAAAAGAUAGCCUUCCACUUAUAUUAACGUUGGAUGGAGCAAACAUUCAUUAGCUAUUAACUGAGGUAUGAAUAUCCAAUC